This is a messenger RNA of Pipistrellus nathusii (Nathusius's pipistrelle), 321 nucleotides long. Lineage: Eukaryota; Metazoa; Chordata; Mammalia; Chiroptera; Vespertilionidae. The record is from the annotation of a GenBank genome assembly.
AUGCUAGAAAAUCAAGUUGGCAAAAUGGGGUUCGGGCCCCUCAGAGCCCAGCCCUGUACCCUUGUACAGUGUCUGUGCUAUGGAUUUUGUUUUUCUUGGGGUACUCUUGAUGUGAAGAUAAUUUGCAUAUUCUAUUGUAUUAUUUGGAGCUGGGCCUCACUUUGGGGGGGAGGGGGGAGAAAAACCAAGCAAACCAACAAUGGUGAUCCUUUAUUUUGUGAUGAUGCUGUGAUGAUUAAGUUUGAAGCUUUUUUUGAAACAGCAGUCCUUGGUAUUAAUCAGAGCAUGUGUCAGAGUGAUGUUCCGUUAACCUUUUUGUAA